GUCCUCUUUUUUCUGUGUUCCAGCGCCUUCCCACCAAAGCCCGAACACACACGCCCAACGUCAGCGAAUCAACCGCCCAACGCCAACCCAGAAAUGACUGGCCCGCCCAAGACUUCUGGGACUGGUCCAGGCCAACCCGCCAUCGCGUCAGCGCUAGCGGCGGUCGCCCAACAUCAACAACGAGCCAACAGGACUGCGUCCCCGAGCAGCCAAGUGGACAUGACGUCCAAUGACCCCGCGCCCGCCCUCCCCACCGCGACAUCCGGUGGCAACGCCGCUCCCUGCACAGCUGGCAACACCAACGCCAGCACGACCACCACCCCCGGCCAAGCCGGCCAGGCCACGGCGACGGCCCCCACCGCGGCUUCUGCUGCGGUCUCCUCGCCUGCGGCCUCAUCCUCAUCCUCAUCCUCAUCCUCC
Molecule: messenger RNA, 420 nt
Organism: Capsaspora owczarzaki ATCC 30864
Lineage: Eukaryota; Filasterea; Ministeriida; Capsasporidae
Exons: 1
Source: RefSeq, a predicted model, not a curated record